Molecule: messenger RNA, 3196 nt
Organism: Dicentrarchus labrax (European seabass)
Lineage: Eukaryota; Metazoa; Chordata; Actinopteri; Moronidae
Product: hyaluronidase-1-like
Exons: 9
Coding region: 531-2753 (740 amino acids)
Biological process (GO): carbohydrate metabolic process; hyaluronan catabolic process
Cellular component (GO): acrosomal vesicle
Molecular function (GO): hyalurononglucosaminidase activity
Source: RefSeq, a predicted model, not a curated record
UUAGGAGAAUGAGGAGAUUGGUGAAUUUGAGGUGAAGAGUUACUGCUCUUCUUUGGGAGCAAUUCAGCAAUUUGGCAAGUGUUCUGGUGCCUGAACAAUGGAGGCUACAGUGCUGCAGUGUCAUUGUUUGGGAGGAAAACAAUGCAGCUCACACAGCUAUGCAAAGCAGUGACAAGCACUAGCAUCAGCACCAGGGGAAUAACAGUCUAAGCUCCAUUCUGAUGCCCAACUAAGCGUCUUUCACUACGAGGACGUGAAUGCGUGCUCCACAACCUCACACCCAUGUGUGCCUUCCUCCUCGGCUCCCAAAAGUCAAACUUGGCACAGGGCGAUCAAAACAAGACGUUUUCUGUGAGGCAAACAACGGAGAGCAGAGUGCAUCCUUGUACCAGCUCUGCCCACCAUGCCUCUCCUCCCCUACCUAUAUCAGACAGUGUCUUUUUGUGGGGAUACGCUCACUCUCUUCGCUCGAGUCCACACAUCUUAUGGUGAGGCGGUUCUACUGAAGGCAUGUCCAGCCAGGAGAAAGGAUGGUUUCAGUCACACAGAAGAGCAGAAGCUGUGUGCUGCUGCUUCUCUCACUCGCCCCAUCAGUCUUCCCCUCCCUACCCAUCUCUCUCCUCCCUGCUCUCACCAUCUCUGCCUGGCCUGUUCUUUCAUUAUCUGUCCUGACCCCUCCUGCUCGUAACACAACACACAUCUCAACCAUCAUUUCCACCGCGUUUACCACUCCUGCAGUCCUAAAAUCAUCCACCUCCACCAUCAGCCCAACGUCUUCGACAGAAGCCUUUAUCGCAGCUCUGUAUUCCUCAAAAUCAACGUCAGCUACCUCUGCGAUGUCAGUAGCGCCUGCCGACCAAACAUCCCCCGGAGACCUCCUCGUAACCUCACCCUCAGCUGCUACACAAACAGUUUCCCCUCAGUUUGGCAAAAAAGCCUCUCUGAGCACUGAUCCAGUCUAUUGUCACCCUGCAUGUCACCUUCCUCCUAAACUCCUAAAACACAUUUCCCCUAAUAUCUCCGGUUGGCUGCCUCACCCCUGCAAACGUCUGGCUCUAUCUCUCAAAACUAUAGCACCACCUCUGCACAAAAACCUUCCAUGUCAUUUGUCCAGAAAGACUCUCUACCCUGUGUCUUCUGAUAAACUUCGCACUACUAAACUAUUUCCCUCCUCCAACUCAACUAUCCUUCCAAAAAGUUUGCCAUCUUCUUCUCCCCCUCAAACUGCUUCACACAAGCUCCUUUCUCCUGUUUCAACGUCAUCCUUUCCCACAGCAUUCUUGCCUUUAACCUCUCGAACAUCACCAGCUCCUCCUGCCCCCGUCCCUCUCCCCAAAACCUUGGCCUCUCAUCAGCCCCGACCACCUUCCUCACUCCCCCACACUACAGGUCCGCUGUUCGAGCGCCAUCCUUUUAUUGUUAGUUGGAACAUCCCUGAUCUGGUGUGUAACAGAUACAACAUCUCACUGGACACCAGAGCCUUUAAAGGAGUGGCCACGCCUGCUAAGGUCCCAGGCCAGUUCCUGUCUCUGUUCUACACGGACCGUUUGGGUCUUUACCCACAUGUGGACCUCUCUAGCGGGAAACAGUUCAAUGGCGGCAUCCCUCAGAGAAGUAACCUGAAAGCCAGUAUGAACAAGGCCAGAGCAGAUAUUAACUAUUACAUCACAUCCAAGACAAGCCGAGGCUUGGCUGUGAUAGACUGGGAGGAAUGGCGCCCCCUAUGGGACAGGAACUGGGGCACUAAGAAAAUCUACCAGACUUUAUCUGUGGCCCAUGUUAUGCAGACAGAACGCUCCCUCCCAGUGCAGCAGGCCACAGAGAAAGCCAAACAACAGUUCCAGGUAGCAGCUAAGAGUUUCAUGUCAGGGAUGUUGGCAAUAGGCAGAGCUAUGAGACCAAACUAUCACUGGGGCUUCUAUCUUUUUCCUAACUGUUACAAUUAUGGCUGGGAGAAGCCAGACUACACAGGCCAGUGCUCCAAGGAGGUGAGGAGGCAGAAUGAUGAGCUGCUCUGGCUGUGGGCGUCCAGCACUGCCCUCUACCCCUCCGCCUACCUGCAGGUCUCUCUGGCAGACAAUCCCAGAGCCGCCCUGAUGGUGAGAAACCGUGUGCAGGAAGCUUUGAGAGUAUCUGCCCUGCCCAGACGGAGUGGCACUACUGCACCCGUGUUUGUUUACAUGCGACCUGUCUUUGUCGACCAGAACAGACGCUUCCUCAGCCAGGGAGACUUGGUCAGCACCAUUGGCGAGAGUGCAGCUGUGGGAGCGUCUGGCGCUGUGCUGUGGGGGGCCAGCGCUGACUAUGAUGACCAGACUUCCUGUGAAGCCCUCUCAUCCUACCUCUCCUCCACCCUCAACCUCUACAUCACCAAUGUCACCGUAGCCGCCCAGCUGUGCAGCAGCUUCCUGUGUCGAGGGAACGGCCGCUGUGUCCGGAAAAACUACAACUCCAAUCACUACCUCCACCUAAACCCUGAGAAUUUCAGGGUCAUGCACGUUCAGAACCGCUACCUUGUCCUAGGGAGACCGACCAUCGCAGACCUGAAGACACUGAGCAGGAGAUUUACCUGUCAGUGUUACAAAGGACUGAGCUGCUCUCCCAGGACAUACGGAGAGCUCGCCAAGGCCCUGAUAUUUAGUGUGAAGCAAAGGCUGUACCAAAAGGCUCAUACUCUGAAUAAAGCCAUGUUGGAUGAUACGCAACAAGACAGUAUCACAAAAGACAAUGUAAAAAAGAACUUGAAAGUUUAGCUUGUAAUCAGAAUGUUUUUACUGCCCUGAAGUGCCUUUUUUUUGUUCAAGGAAACACACCACUGUACAUUCAGACCUUGGAACUACUCAGUUCAGUCAUAAUACAGUGCUGCACACCUGGCAUGUUUAGUCCACAACCUGAUUUGCAUUUUGGAUGAAAAGUAUGCAGGCUUCAGGGACACCUUCAACCAUUUUGUCCUCGGCUCACCCUUUUUCAUUUUUAUGUUAUUUGUUUCUCACCACAAAUAAAUGUUACUGCAUUGAGUGACUUAGUGCAACUGAUCAUCAGGAAGAUUGCCAGAGAACAGGACUAUAAUCUCAAAUCAAACAUACGAACAAAUACUGUGCUAUAUCACGUAUGUAAUACCUGUGAAAAUACUAUUUCCACUGCGCAUUUGUAUAUGAUUUGACUCUAUAUGUAAAUAAAUGAAAAGAGACAGGCA